Messenger RNA from Schizosaccharomyces osmophilus, 816 nucleotides. RefSeq lists its product as uncharacterized. The coding region runs from base 1 to 816 and encodes 271 amino acids. The record is from RefSeq and is a predicted model, not a curated record. NCBI's taxonomy places the organism in Eukaryota, Fungi, Ascomycota, Schizosaccharomycetes, Schizosaccharomycetales, Schizosaccharomycetaceae. The transcript has a single exon.
AUGAAGACUUCCAUUUUCUUGAUCUACUUUGUCUGGUUUUCGUUGGGAUGGGCUAUUCCUUCCAAGUUUUUAUCCACAAAUGACAACGUUAACAAUGUGGAAACGGUCGAUUACCCGUUCUACGUCCAGAAGUUCCCGUAUAGUAAAAAUUGUCGUGGGAAUGUUUCGUUCAUUAUGAAUCCUCCUACGGCUGGCGGAGAGAGUUUCAGCUUGUCUACAGAUUAUGCCGGCUCUAUUUUGACAGUUCCCUACAAUCGUUCCAGUAUUACAUGCACACAGAUUAAUGCAAAGAGGAAAAAAUGCUACAAAGGUACUGCUCGGAAAUGUACCAAGAUACCAAAUUUCAAUGCGACUGUUUCCGUAUUUAUGAGAGAUUCUUCUCAUAAACAUAUCAACGCCUCAGGAAUCUCCCAAUCUUACUAUAUGCUGACCCCAAAUAUGACAUAUGCAUAUUCCAAUUACACUUAUGGAUUAGAUGCGAACGGAACACUUUCGAAAUACGAUUACUAUCUUUAUCCUUGCGACGGUAAUCAAACCUGUCAAUUGAGGUACCAGAAAGAUGAACUAUGGCAAAAUGACCAAAAUCUACAGGAUGAAUUUUGGCAAUUUCUUGAUCCAGAAAUAUAUAAUGAAGACAACUUCUUAAGGUCUUUAAAUGCGCAAGUGAACGCAAGCAGGAAGCGUUCCAACUUACCUUAUAAAGCACCAAAUCUAAAGACUCCUGUAAGCCACAAAUCCUCCGCAUCCUUCAUCAGAGCCGGCAAGUUCCUAUACAUUUUCUUGGCCCUUGUCACGACUUUUUCUACAAUCCUGUAA